Molecule: messenger RNA, 4336 nt
Organism: Callorhinchus milii (elephant shark)
Lineage: Eukaryota; Metazoa; Chordata; Chondrichthyes; Chimaeriformes; Callorhinchidae
Gene: eif4enif1
Product: eukaryotic translation initiation factor 4E nuclear import factor 1
Exons: 18
Coding region: 153-3002 (949 amino acids)
Biological process (GO): negative regulation of translation
Cellular component (GO): nucleus; cytoplasm
Molecular function (GO): mRNA binding
Source: RefSeq, a predicted model, not a curated record
GGCCUGGUCUCUGCAGUUCCAUCUUACAGUUUGGUUUCAAACACUUUCUGGGAAAGAAAUACUUUUUUUAUUUGGGGGGGAAAAUAGCGAGAUUUGUGCACUGUUUCUACCCUGGUUCAGGCUUGUGUUCUUGACCCUGGCUCACGGCAGCCAUGGAUAAGAAAGAAUUGGUGAAAGAAAGAGAAAAUGGAGUGCCAUUAACUGACUCUCUAAAGCAACAGGGUAUGAAAGGGCCGUACAGGUAUUCAAAGGAAAAACUACUAGAAAUUAAAGAAUAUCCUUAUGCCAAGAAGAGACCAGCAUGCCUCUCAGAAAAAUAUGACAGUGAAGGGAUCUGGGAUCCUGAAAAAUGGCAUGCAUCCUUGUAUCCCACUUCAGGCAGGAGUUCUCCAUCAGAGGGAACAAAGAAAGAUUAUGCUUCAGAUCUAGAUCGAACAAUUUUAAAACGCCGGAUUGCAGAUCCACGGGAAAGAAUAAAGGAAGAAGAUCUAGACGUGGUUCUGAGUCCACAGCGCCGCAGUUUUGGCGGAGGUUGCCAUGUGAGCAAUAUCUCCAGCUCACGGAGUACUGGAAACCCCUUGGACAAUAAAGAGAAUGAAAAUAUCCGUGGAUUGGGAGGCCAAAGAAGAAUUGGAAGCGGACGGAUCAUUGCAUCACGGGCAUUUGACCGAGACGGGCGAGACAAGGACUUGCGUGACUUGAGGGAGGGAAGAGAUCGAGACUAUAAAGAGAAACGUUUUAGGAGGGAGCAUGGUGAUGGUAAGAGGAUAUUUGGCGACAGGAGGCGAUGUGAUUCCUAUACUGAAGAGGAGCCAGAGUGGUUCUCUGCUGGACCCACUAGUCAGUCUGAAACAAUUGAACUAACUGGUUUUGAUGAUAAAGUGCUAUUGGAUGAUCCAAGGCGACCAAAGAGGUGGAGGAAGAGAUCAGAGUCCCUCAAAGAAGAAGUAGAAUGUAACGGUGGAGUUGAGACUCGUGUAUCUAUAGCUGCUCGAACAGAAGCUGAUCAAGAGGUGCCCCAGGAAGCAGUCCUGCCUGAGCCCACACCGGGAGAUUUUGACUUUAAUGAAUUCUUUAAUAUGGAGAAGAGUGUACCUGGUCUGGCAUCGAUGAUCGAGGAGGUGCUGGGUGAAGGAGCCGUCUCAUCCAGUCGCUUCAGCCAGUGGUUCUCCAGUAAUCUAAGUAAACCAGGUAGUCGCUCAAGUAGCUUGCGAUCCACUCCACACGAGGAACUCGAAAGACUUGCAGGUCUGGAGCAGAGGAUCCCAACACCUGUUUCACAGCUCGGGAACUACUUUGCUCCCAUUCAGUCAAGAGAAGAGAAUAAGGAGGCUAAUAAAAAGGUUGAUAUUCUAGAGAUUCUGCGAAAAGCAAACGUGGAUGUGAAGCCACUGCUCUCCAGUCUCACAGCCAACAAGGAGAAACUAAAGGAGAGUUCUCAGACUGGUGUGGUCUUGUCUGUAGAAGAGGUGGAGGCAGGGCUGAAAGGCCUUAAAGUGGAGCCAGAAAGGAAACUUGCCACUCCAUUCAUGGUUGAGCACCUGGAGCAGGCUUUAACAGUGCAGAAAAGGGACAGCGAUAUGACUGCUUUCAAUAAACUAGUUAACUGUAUGAAGGCAAGUGGAACUCUACCAUCACAACAAAAACCGGAGAUUGCACCACAUCGUGUGAUAGGUCCUCCAUCACCAGAUAUUCUCGGUGAUCUACUUGGCUGCCAGAAUCAAGCACCUACUUUACUGAAUCAGCGAGGAAGGUCUUCCCCGCUAUCAACUUUCCGUCAACCAUCUCCCUCCGAGUUCUUCAGAGUGAAGUCACCGAUUGGUUAUCCUCAAAGUGCUCCGCAUCUUAGAGAUCAAUUUUCAGGAUUAGCACUGUCCAAAGGUCAUUCGCCUAUUCCACACCCACAGGUUAUUAAUCAAUCCCAACUGGAUAUGCAGCGGGGCAGCUUGGAAGGCUUCCCUUAUGCACAAGACUUGCACAUGCCGGGAGGGGACGUUUACCAGCCAGGAUUUGGGAAGAUCCAACCCGAUCUGAGCAGGGAUGGCUCCAGGAAUAGGCAGCAGCGAAUUAGCCGAUCACCUGUACCAGGAAAUCAACAGAGACUGAAUUCAGCAUCACCAUCUCAAGCUUCUUCAUUUACUAACAUGCUUUCCCCAUCCUUCACACCUACCUCAGUAAUUCGGAAAAUGUUUGAAAGCAAAGAGAAGGGGAAAGAUGGGAAGGAAAAUCAGGCGGCCAAAGAGUGUCCAGAGGAUGGACAUGGACUAAUUGAAGAUCACUUGUCUCCCGUGUCCCUGUUGGAAAACUCUGAAAGGGGAACGUCUCCUAUCGGGAUGCGGCCUUCGACGUUUCCGAGAUCAGCGUGUACAACUCCCCAGUUAAAUCAGAUGCGCUUCACCAAAGACCACGACUACAGACCCAAGUCGGCGGGUAGAAAGACUCCCACCAGGGCUUCCCCGAUUCCUGGAUCUCCAUUUUCUCGUCCGGUUUGUCCUGCGCCCCUGGUCUCUCAUGUGCCGUUUGUCCGAUCGUCUCCUCCUCACUUGCCGCCAGUGGUAGUCCAGAGGAUGCUGGCACAGGGAAUGACGCCACAGCAGUUUCAUCCAGCUCUUGUGCAUGCAGGUUUGUUCCCUUCUGGUGUGGAUCUGUCCCAUUUGCAGGGCAUUCCCCCUCCCCUGCUUGGACAGACUUUCUACCCUCUCCCAGCCAGCGGCCACCCCCUGCUGAACACUCGAGCUACACAAAUGCAGUCAUCCGGGGCACCACUCCAGCACCUGGCAGUCAUGAGACAAGCAGUUCUCCAAUCCCCAAACGCAACUGCACAAGGACCUGGGGCACAAGUCCUUCUGAACCAGCAAAACUCCACUGUUCGGGGCCUCCAUCAGAGAAGCGGAUCUCCUGUCAACCUCUCCAAAUGGUUUGGCAGCGACGUUCUACAGCAGCCACUACCAUCUAUGCCCAGCAAGGUUAUUAGUGUGGAUGAGCUUGAACUCCAUCAAUGAACAGAUGUGGAACAUCACAAUAUUUUUCAGACAUUGGGCUUUAAAAGGUACCCGCAGGUCACCUGAUGCUGCAGAAUGUCCCCGAGACUGGAUUGUCUGUUACCCCAAUGUUGGUUCCAAGUCGGGCUUCAACUUUGCUGACUUUAGGAGAUGCGACUACUUUAUAAAUACUGGGAGCACUUCACCUGCUGAGAGUCUUAACUGUUCAAUCUUACCAGAAGAUGGAAGAGGUCCUGGUCAAGCAGUUUUUCUGUGGGAAAACCUACACUUAGCAUUGGGUCCUUUUUUUUUUGUAAAGUAUCCAGUGAGCUCUUAAUGUUCUGGUCACAGCUGCGAAGGGUGUUGUGUUUUUUUGUUGUUUUUAUGAACAUUAAGCCACCAUGACAAUUGUAUAGACCUUGUGUACAGAAACCUGUGUAAAAUAACACUGCUUUCCAUCUGUACAUAAGCUUCUGCAGUAGCUACCUUGUUUGCAUUAGCGAUUUGUACAUGAGUGUUUGCUGGUGCGGUUGGAAAAGUCUGAGCUGGAAGAAUGAUUGUGAUAGACUAGUAUUCCAGUUUUUUGCUAAAAUAUUUUUUGUAAGGUUUGAAUUGCAGCAUGAAUGACUUUGAGGGAAACCAUUUUAUUUUUCAAUUUUGGAUGCACUACGUGGUUCCUGAGCAGAUGGAUGACAGGAAGGCCAGUAGGUGAACAUUAGACAAGAUGAUGCUGUACUGAGGGUGGGGGGGUGUAGAGUGUUUGCUUUACUGCUCGCAGAAAAAUGUAAGGAAAGAAAAAGACCCUUAUUUAAUUUUCUUUUUUUUCUUUCUUUGAAGUGGUCAGAUUGACAUUGCUGUUAAGGUUUGUUCUGCCCUGACAACAAGAUUUUUCCCAGCUCCGUAAAAUAAUAAUCUCUGCAAAAGGGAUGAUUGAGGCUAGAUUUCUGAAACUUUAAUAAAAGGUGGGUGUGUGGCUGUUGAAUCCUAUGUUUGCUUAUUGGUAGGGGUGCCACUCCAGCACCAAGUACAUAAUGUAUCAAUGUAUUGUUUUUUUUUGCUCAUUACCUGGCAGGAAGUGAUUUUCUUUGUGCCUUUUGUUCUGUGGCUGAGAUGUAUUUUCCUCCCUCCCUGCACCACCACCUUUCUCUCACCGUGCCCCUAUCUUUGGUCUGUACAGUCCUUCUCCUCUCUUCCCCCCCCCCCCCGCCCCACACACACUGAGAAAGCACUGCUUUGUAUUGUCCAGAAAUGUGACUUUUUGGAAUCGUUCAAAAAAAAAAAAGUGCUGUUUAGGAAGCAGAAAAGCACAAAAGGUGAUUUACAAAAUGAUGCGCUAAUAAAAUUUCACAACACAA